AUGCCAUCGGUAUCCCUGGAUGCACAUUGUCUUUCCACUGGAAUUCAGGCUGAACCACUUACCCCGAAGAUAUCAUCGUUCAAAAACUUCAAAUCUCACUUUGGUAAUGUAAGCGCUGGAUUGUGGUAUAUCAAGCACGAAUGCGAUCGUUAUACAUCCACCAAAUCCCCCUGCUCACUCGCUCCAUACUCUAAUAGUAUGACCCUAGUAGUCUCGAACGAUCCCAGUUGGUGGCCAGUCAUCAAUGCGAAUGUUAUUUUCGGCUAUUUUGUAGUUGCCGCCUCUGUUGGGGUGAUGUACGAUUGGGCGCUGACGUUUGGACAAGAGGUGGAACUGAUGUGGAGGCAACGCUGGUCCUUGAUGACCUUUCUCUACCUCAGUGUGCGCUAUGUUGGAAUAGGAUAUGCUGUGUACGUUUGGAAGUUUAAGCCACUGAUGUUGCUCUCAUCAUCCAUCUCUCACAAUCAGGAUGAACAUUUUGAAAUCGCCAACGUAGUGAUGCUUGCAAUAACGAUGAUGCAGAGUUCAGCGGAGGAAUACGUUCUCUCCGGCACGUAUCAGUGCAUAUUUGACUCCGGGGGAGAUUCCGUAUUUCUUGCUUCCAUGACUUGGAUACUUGACACUGUAUGGGAGGUCCUUGCACUGUGUCUCGCGGUCUGGAUUGCUGUAAAGCACUUCCGUGAACUACGACAACAUUCAACCAGAGGUAUUAUCGGUGACUGUUUCACGGUGCUAAUGAAAACUCAUGUGAGUUACUUUGCGAGUUUUUUGGCCAUCUCUUGCUUCGAGAUCGGUUUCUUCUCUCCAACGCUCAUAGCGGACCUAUAUUCCCUGGACACUCGGAUUUAUCAAGGUUUCGCUGAGAUAUCUGGCUUUGUGGGAUUUUUUGUGCUGGGACCACGCUUGAUCCUCGGUGUCCGAGAAUAUCACGCUGAGCUCGUGGCCAACUCUGAUACGGCAACCGCUAUGACUUCAAUUGCCUUUCAGGAGCGCAUCCAUGUGUCAACUAGCAGUAGUGUGUAG
Suillus subalutaceus is the source of this 1023-nucleotide messenger RNA. RefSeq lists its product as uncharacterized. The record is from RefSeq and is a predicted model, not a curated record. Bases 1 to 1023 code for a protein of 340 amino acids. NCBI's taxonomy places the organism in Eukaryota, Fungi, Basidiomycota, Agaricomycetes, Boletales, Suillaceae. The transcript has 10 exons.